Messenger RNA from Cyclospora cayetanensis, 480 nucleotides. Its product is annotated as UPF0587 protein v1g245604-like. The record is from RefSeq and is a predicted model, not a curated record. Gene Ontology annotation, molecular function: zinc ion binding. The transcript is spliced from 6 exons. Bases 1 to 480 code for a protein of 159 amino acids. Lineage: Eukaryota; Apicomplexa; Conoidasida; Eucoccidiorida; Eimeriidae.
AUGGUGCGACUGCUACUGCGCAUGAAGGCGGACCUCGAGAACGUCGAGUCAAUUGAGUUCCCAACAGAAUACACCUGGAACGUCGAUGUCACUCAAAUGGGCGGCACAGAGGAGCGAAAGGGAGUAACUUUUUCGGCUGCAGAGGAAUUCGAUAUCCCCAAUAGCAGAGGAACAGCAAAUCUGAUAAUUAGAUUUGAUGGUAGCAAGCACUCGGCCACCAUAAAUGUGGAACAGGUAAAAGGAGUCACCCGGCCGUACACCGCAGCCGACAGCGGCCAGUUCGUUCCCAUUGUCGCAUUUGAGUGCAGAGGCAUGGAGCCGACAAAGUGGACACCUACAGCUGGAUGCAUAGUCAAAGGCUCCAAAACCUCCUUUAGCGACGCUGAUCUCGCGGAGGACUGGGCCGAGUUCGACGAGGCCGCAAAUGCAAGCGUUGGCAUCUACGACGUGGAGUUCGACUUUGUCGUCCACAAGGGCUAA